AAUUAAAUUGUCAGCAAGUGAAGUACGUUCGCUUCGAAUUCAGGGCAAAAUUCUCAGUUAUCAUCAUAGAGUGUUCGAGUCCAAAGGGGGCAGUAUCCAAAAAACAACAACCACCUAAAUGAGCACGCGGAGGCAGACCAGUCCUCUGAGGAAUCUUCGCCAGAAAUGCGGCGGCAGCUGCACCAGUGAAGAUGAGCUGCCAGAGGUCAAGAUAAUCACCCAGCCGAUCAACGGUCUGCACUACAUCCGGAAUCGACUGAGACCGCCGAAAGCCCAGAAGGGCAUUUACUACAGCACGGAUUGGGAUAAGUCGGCGCUGGUCAGCAAUUUCCAGAAAAGAGGUUGGCUCCAGGUGCCCUCCUUCAACGGCGAAUGGAACUUCUACUGGGCGUGCACCCAGAAUUGUCGCUACAUCUUCGGCAUCGAUCAUCCGUAUCGCAUGCGAUCCGAUCAAGUCAUUAACCACUUCCCGAACUCCGUGGAGCUGUCUCGCAAGGAUCUGCUGAUCAAGAACAUCAAGCGGUAUCGCAAGGAUCUGGAGCGACGUGGUGAUCCAUUGGCGCAAAGUCAUCCGCCGGAUACGAAACUGGGCAUAGGCGGCACCAGAUACAAGCACCUGGACAUCAUACCCAUGACCUUUGUCCUGCCCUCCGAUUACCAGAUGUUCGUCGAGGUCUUCCAUCGCAAUCCGGCCAGCACGUGGAUAGUGAAGCCGUGCAGCAAGUCCCAAGGUGUGGGCAUCUAUCUGGUCAACAAGUUGUCCAAGCUGAAGAAGUUCGCCUACGAUGCGCGCACCUUCUAUCCGCAAAUCAAUCGCGACACCUGCGUCAUUUCCAAGUACAUCGACAAUCCGCUGCUCAUCGGUGGCAAGAAGUUCGACCUGCGACUCUUCGUCCUCGUGACCACCUUCAAUCCGCUCAAGGCGUAUCUCUACAAGGAGGGAUUCUGCCGCUUCUGCACUGAGAAGUACGACGAAACGGAGAUCGACAACGUUUUCAUGCACCUGACCAACGUCAGCAUCCAGAAAACGAACGAAGAGUACAAUGCCAUCCAUGGUGGCAAGUGGCCACUCCAGAAUCUGUGGCUCUAUUUGGACAGCCUGCGAGGUGAGGGCGUUUCGGAGAUGCUGUGGAGUCGCAUUAGCGCCACCAUCCGGCACUCCUUGGACGCAGUGGCUCCGGUGAUGGCCAACGAUCGGCAUUGCUUCGAGGUCUAUGGCUAUGACAUAAUCAUUGAUAACAACCUCAAGCCCUGGCUGAUCGAGAUCAAUACGUCGCCGUCGAUGCACUCGACCACCACGAACGACCGCAUGCUCAAGUCGCGGCUGAUAGACAAUGUUCUGGAUGUGGUUGUGCCGCCAAAUUCUUUGCCAAAUGAGCACUGGGAUAAAACGCCCAGUCCAGAGCUUCUGCAGAACUUCACCGUUCUACUGCCCAUUUCGCCUUCUAAGCCCCAGACGCCAGCGCCCGUUAGACGCAAGGGCAGGGUGUCCAAGAAAAAGAAGUCCAAGUGCACGGCUGCAUCUCCAGCUGCUAGCUCAUCCACUCCACCGCCCGCCGAAGGAGAGUCCAAGAUUAGGAAGCCCAACAAGGUGGUGAAGCGGUGAUGCUGUGGAGCCUAAUACUUUGUCGUUGGGUGGUUGUCAAAUGGAAAUGAAAUCGGACGACUGGUUGUUUAUGAAAAUUUGUAACGUUUAAUUCGCAACUCGGUAUUCGGUAUCGCACAAAUUACUUAGGAAGUACACAAAAUUAAAGUAUCGUAAAUAUUCGCUAUA
This is a messenger RNA of Drosophila teissieri, 1774 nucleotides long. It is a transcript of the gene TTLL1A, whose product is annotated as probable tubulin polyglutamylase TTLL1. Gene Ontology annotation, biological process: protein polyglutamylation; microtubule cytoskeleton organization. Gene Ontology annotation, molecular function: tubulin binding; metal ion binding; ATP binding. The transcript is spliced from 4 exons. Bases 119 to 1606 code for a protein of 495 amino acids. Gene Ontology annotation, cellular component: cilium. The record is from RefSeq and is a predicted model, not a curated record. Lineage: Eukaryota; Metazoa; Arthropoda; Insecta; Diptera; Drosophilidae.